Messenger RNA from Acanthaster planci (crown-of-thorns starfish), 3198 nucleotides. RefSeq lists its product as uncharacterized. NCBI's taxonomy places the organism in Eukaryota, Metazoa, Echinodermata, Asteroidea, Valvatida, Acanthasteridae. The record is from RefSeq and is a predicted model, not a curated record.
AACUUGCCAAGUUAACCACGUUAGACAUUUCAAGAAGAUUUGACAGACAGGAAGGAACGACGAUUUAAAAGUUGAAGUGUCCGUAACACUGCGACAUCUUAAGAAAGCGACUUGAUGAACUGAGGUCUAGUGGACAGAGCGCGACUCGCGCAGAUAUGAUCAGGUAGUUCCAAAUUCUUGCAAAAUGUCGCGAAUUCAGUUGCCAUCGUUUCCGACCCUGCCACUCCGGUACCUGCUCCUAUUCGCCACCUGCCUGUUCCUGCUGGCCUCACUAGCCCCAGGACGGGCUGCCUUUUACCCAGCCGCUCAUGCUAGGCCCUACCGGGACAUCUUGGUCCAGUCAGUUCCACAGUACUACUACUAUCAUCCCAGCCCCGACCCAGGUUCAGGCCAGGGUAUCGAGCCACCCGCGUACAACUCCGGCCGGCAGAGGAGUGCGUGGCUCUACGGCGACCGCCCAGUACUAGAACUGGAAGGAAGACCAGGAAGACGGUCUGCUUCUCAAAAUGUGGAAGUUAGGGGCGACUCUAGUCCCGUGAUGGUCAGCAGAUGGGCUACUCGAAACUCGGUGAGCAAAACAAACGCCCAAGCCGUGCUAGCGUCCCCUGACUACUUUGACAUGGGUCUCGAAAGCAGUAGAAAGCGAGGUCCCAACAGCGGGCGAACAUUCCAGGGCAUGCCGCCAUUCCAACCACCUCCCUCCAGCUCCGUCUUGCCUGAUCUGCUUCCCCCGAACCUGUUCAACUGGACGGGGGUCAUCGGUGUGCGCGCCGCGCGGGCUAAGGACGCCCCUGGUCACCCUGACAGCCGAAAGGGCCUACCGUACAACCGAAGACAUCGGCACAAGGAUCUGCAGCUAUUUGGAGCCAACUAUGACAAGAAAAGACACAUCCAAGAUGCCUUUAGUCAGAACAAGGAGAAGCGAGUCUUUGAGACGGCUGAUUUAUCGCUUGGAGGCUACGACAAGAAACAUGCAAAGGCUGGUCGUGAUUCCAACAGUGAAACUGACAACCGGGCGUAUCUGGCUUCUUCUUACGCUGCUGCUGUUCGAAACAACAGGAAGCCAGUGGUAGAGACGGCUGACUUAUCCUUCGGAGGCUACGACCGGAGCCGCCUGAUGAGGGACGGGCGGGGAAAGCGAAGUCACAAGCAAAGCCCGGGGCAAGUCUUCAAUGUCAUGCCCCCGUUCCAGCCCCCGCCCUCCAGUUCCCUCCUACCGGACCUGUUCUCCCCGCACGCUGUCAACGACUCUCUGGGCAUCAUUGGGCAACGCCCGACGCGGCCCUCGGCCACCAAUCCACGGGGGGCCCCCAGCGACCCCAGCCACCUGUCCGGAGAUCACCCAAUUCAUCCCAGCGGCGGCCAAGGACCCCAAGCCGACCCCCAAGGGCCGAGACAUGAGGGCCAAGAAGAUCACCGCCAAGCCGACGGUCAGGGACUCCGUGACCAGUAUGACCGUCCGGUUAAACACGCGGCCGAGAUACCCGAGGCUGUAGCGGACGGGGUUUGGCACGCUCAACGAUCGGAGACGCACCUCUAUAGCAACCCAUUCGCUUCGCUGCCCCCGGGUAGCUACCAGAAACUUCCAGCUCCCGAGUACACGGAAGAAUCCGGAUCUCCCCAAGAACCCAUCCAUGCACGAGACGUACUGGUCAAGAUCGACAGCCGGCGCCUUCAGCUGACCUACCGCCUCAACGCACCGCCUUACUUCACCUUCGAGGGCCUACUAGCGCAGCUGGCCACCUACCUGAUGCCGGGAUUCUGCGUAGACCUCGCCGUGACGCGCCGGGAUCAGAACUGUGAGAUCAUCAGUCACAUGGCAGCCCUUCAGACGGACCGGACACAAAUCUGGCUGAUCGAGAUCGUGGACACGGGUGGAAACAUUAUCUGGAUGGAUCAGUGUAUACCCGACACUAGGCUCUUCAUAGUGCUGGGGUCGAGGGUUUCCUUCAAGUUCAGGACGCACAGCCUCGUCCCCUCUGCGAUCCUGCCGGUUUCUACCGAGGAAGCUUCCCCGGAAGGUACCGGUGACACCACCCCCGAGGAGCCGCGGGAGAGAACCCACGCCUCGGUGGGCCUACCCGCCUCGGAUCACGCUCAGGUACCGCAAGGUCCGCCCCUUACGCCGCAGCGACAGACGUCGGAAAACUCCUGAUCUUUUCCCAAAGCACAUCGCUAAUUUUAAACCAAAGCUCCCUAAAUUCAAUGAGUCAUUUUUAAGUAUAUAACUACAUAUAUUUCAGCGUCACGUGAUCCUGCCUGUAGGUUGGGCUAGCACGGUGAAAACCUUGACUUGAACACUUCAACUCCAAACAUGCAGGCCUAAGGUUUACUAAGUCCAUAUACUAUGGAAUCACUCUAUAAUCCAAUAAUUGAGUGUUUGUUGGUUUAAGUUCAUAAGAUAGCUAAAAAAUGUGCUGUGUAGACAUGUAUUGAGAUGAUGUUUCAACCGACGAAAUGCACAAAUUAAACGUUGGACUUUAAAAUGACAUAAACUGUAGUCAGAAUAAUACCGCACAAAAAUAUCGCUUUUAAGAAAUGAUGGCCAAUUGCCGAUUGUGCUGGUUACGAUUGAGAAUAUUUAGUAAUUAGAUCUAUAUUGUCAGCAUUCAUUAGUAUUCUUAGAAAAUUAUUUAUAAUGUUCAGAGAAAGUGCGCAAUUGACUCGUUUGAUGAUACACAGUGGGGCAUCCAGCCGGGGGCGGGGCAGGGGGCAACCCCCCAUCUUUUUUUCAAGUAGUUUUAUUUAUCAAAUAUUAGCAACAAAACCUUAGAGAAAACAACACCCCGAAAUAAAAGCAAGGAUCCCAGGACUAAGAGCUAGACUUUUGAUAUUUUUUCUUCCCCCAAAUCAUGUUGAAUUAGCCCGAAACCGCAUUCGCUUUUGAAUUUCCCCAUCUACAACAAAAGCUGUAUACUCAUCGGAUGAUACAUCGCAUAGUUAAGGUUUUAAUAUUGCAGAUUUGAAAAAAAGGUUUAUCUUUGACACUCAGACUGACUGCGUCGCAAUUUAUGACGAACCGAUGUGACCAACCAAUGGCGUUACAGCCUUCCCAUGACGAAGUUAUUUACAUAUAAACCGUGUUUACUUUGCAACUGGAAUGUUUAAAGUGACAUCAUUUCCUCGUACUGUGAAACAAAUUCGUCGUGAAUAAUAUCAAGUUGAAAUAAAAUAAACAAUAAACCUAUAACUGACCAU